This is a messenger RNA of Thlaspi arvense, 287 nucleotides long. The record is from the annotation of a GenBank genome assembly. NCBI's taxonomy places the organism in Eukaryota, Viridiplantae, Streptophyta, Magnoliopsida, Brassicales, Brassicaceae.
GUAGUAAGAUGCCAGAAGUUUAUGACAUUAAUGUCGAAGCUGGGAUGUCUUCUCUUGCUAUUGUCAACACAAAUCUCCACAAACAUAUCCCCAAUGAAGCACCGAUCGUGUCUUCUUACAAUGAUCGGAUCAGGCCGUUGCUUGACACUGUGGACAGGCUAAGGAACCUCAAUGAACAUAUCGCUGAAGCUAUCUGCACAGCAACUGAGGCAAUUGCAGGUAAGAUCUUAAUCACAAUCACAGACACAGUGUUGAGUAUAAACCAACUGCAAGACAAUUUCUUAGAC